Molecule: messenger RNA, 852 nt
Organism: Pipistrellus nathusii (Nathusius's pipistrelle)
Lineage: Eukaryota; Metazoa; Chordata; Mammalia; Chiroptera; Vespertilionidae
Source: the annotation of a GenBank genome assembly
AUGCACCGCUUGAUGGGGGUCAACGCCACCGCCGCCGCCGCCGCCGCCGCCGGGCAGCCCAAUGUCUCCUGCACGUGCAACUGCAAACGCUCUUUGUUCCAGAGCAUGGAGAUCACGGAGCUGGAGUUCGUGGAGAUCACCAUCAUCGUGGUGGUGGUGAUGGUGAUGGUGGUGGUGAUCACGUGCCUGCUCAGCCACUACAAGCUGUCCGCGCGCUCCUUCAUCGGCCGGCACAGCCAGGGCCGGAGGAGGGAAGACGCCCUGUCCUCGGAAGGAUGCCUCUGGCCCUCAGAGAGCACUGUAUCCGGCAGUGGGAUCCCCGAGCCUCAGGUCUACGCCCCGCCGAGGCCCACGGACCGCCUGGCCGCGCCGCCCUUCGCCCAGCGGGACCGCUUCCACCGCUUCCAGCCCACCUACCCCUACCUGCAGCAUGAGAUCGACCUGCCGCCCACCAUCUCGCUGUCGGACGGGGAGGAGCCGCCGCCCUACCAGGGCCCCUGCACCCUCCAGCUGCGGGACCCCGAGCAGCAGCUGGAGCUCAACCGCGAGUCGGUGCGCGCGCCCCCAAACAGGACCAUCUUCGACAGCGACCUGAUGGACAGCGCCGUGCUGGGCGGCCCCUGUCCCCCCAGCAGCAACUCGGGCAUCAGCGCCACGUGCUACGGGGGCGGCGGGCGCAUGGAGGGGCCGCCCCCCACCUACAGCGAGGUCAUCGGGCACUACGCCAGCGCCGCCGCCUUCCCGCACCAGCCGGGCAGCGGGCCGGCCGCCCUGCUGGAGGGGGCCCGGCUGCACCCCGCGCACCUCGCCGCCUGGAGCCCCGAGGAGAAGCAGAAGGGACACCCCCUCUAG